AUGUGGCCAUCAGGGCCGGAUGUGUUCUGCGACUUCAACGGCAAGAAGUACAGCCCAGGCGAGAGCUGGCACCCCUACCUGGAGCCGCAGGGACUGAUGUAUUGCAUCCGCUGCAGCUGCUCUGAGAACACUAACAUCAGGUGCUACCGGAUCCAGUGCCCAGCUCUGCAGUGUGCCAGCCCCGUCACGGACCCCCAGCAAUGCUGCCCACGCUGCCUUGAGCCAAAUUCCCCUUCUGGACUCCGGGCGCCCAUCAAGUCCUGCCAGUACAAUGGGACGACCUACCAGCAAGGCGAGAUGUUCACCACCAGCGAGCUCUUUCCCAGCCGCCAGCCCAACCAGUGUGUGCAGUGCAGCUGCUCCGAAGGCCAAAUUUACUGCGGCUUGGUGACCUGCCCAGAGCUGUUGUGCUCCUCUCCCCUAACGGUGCCGGAUUCCUGCNNNNUUUGCCUUGCAGAUGGCUCAUACGAGAAGUCCACGGAAGAGGAGCCCCUGCAGUUAAACAGAGGUGUUAGACACUCACAAGACCAGUGCUUGGAGGAAGCGAUGGGCAGGAAGACACCCGGAGCCACUGCAUCCACUGUUCUCAGUUCCUCCCUGGAGUUCAUUCCCAGGAGCUUCAAACCCAAGGGAGGAGGUGGUACCACCGUGAAGAUUGUCUUGAAAGAGAAGCACAAGAAAGCUUGUGUUUACAAUGGGAAGACCUACUCCCACGGGGAAGUGUGGCACCCCGUCUUCCGGCUCUACGGCCUCCUGCCCUGCAUCCUCUGCACUUGCAGGGACGGUGUCCAGGACUGCCAGAAGAUUACGUGCCCCAAGGAAUAUCCGUGUGACGAUCCAGAGAAAGUAGAUGGGAAAUGCUGUAAAAUAUGUCCAGAAACCAGAGUCAAACCCACUGAUGAAAUAGCCACCACCCGGUGUGGCAAGAACCCCAACCGCGUCCUGGUGUACAUGUUUGUGCCGCCGAGCUCGGACACCUCCAAGGAGAUCCUCAGGACGAUCGCGAUUGAGAAGGAGCCUGCGGAAGAGGUGGAAAUCUACAACUGGAAGCUGAUAAAAGGGAUAUUUCAUCUAAUCCAGACCAAGAAGAUCAGCAAACAGGAAUUCAAGCAAGAAGCACAGAACUUCAGGCUGAUCACCAGGACGAAUGAAG
This is a messenger RNA of Mesitornis unicolor (brown roatelo), 1153 nucleotides long. It is a transcript of the gene CHRDL2, whose product is annotated as chordin-like 2. Gene Ontology annotation, molecular function: protein binding. The record is from RefSeq and is a predicted model, not a curated record. Lineage: Eukaryota; Metazoa; Chordata; Aves; Mesitornithiformes; Mesitornithidae. The transcript has 10 exons. The annotation marks the transcript as partial.